GCUUCCUAUGAGCUUGUUGCUGCAGAGGCGCCGGUAGAGCGCAGCUGCGGAUCAUGCAAGGCCUGCCCGGGCUCCGGCUCCUGACGCGCCUUCCGCGGUGCGCGAAGCCGCAGGCAGCACCAGCAGAAGCCGCGGCCAGGCGGGCUUUCUGUUCAGCGGCGGCGAACGAGAAGGGCGGUGGCCAAGGGCAGCAAGAGCGCCCGCCCUUGGACCCUGGCCUGCUGGAGAUCCUUGUGUGUCCCUUGUCCAAGAAGUCGCUCAGGUAUGAAGAAUCCACCAAUGAAUUAAUUAAUGAAGAGCUGGGCAUUGCCUACCCCAUCACUGACGGCAUUCCUAAUAUGAUACCCCAGGCUGCAAGGAUGGUUUGCAAAGAGAAGCAGGAAAAGGAUUCGGAGCAGACCUAG
Messenger RNA from Rhineura floridana, 404 nucleotides. It is a transcript of the gene PYURF, whose product is annotated as PIGY upstream open reading frame. The record is from RefSeq and is a predicted model, not a curated record. Lineage: Eukaryota; Metazoa; Chordata; Lepidosauria; Squamata; Rhineuridae. The transcript is spliced from 2 exons. The coding region runs from base 54 to 404 and encodes 116 amino acids.